Tetrahymena thermophila SB210 is the source of this 1275-nucleotide messenger RNA. RefSeq lists its product as hypothetical. Lineage: Eukaryota; Ciliophora; Oligohymenophorea; Hymenostomatida; Tetrahymenidae. Gene Ontology annotation, cellular component: centriole; ciliary basal body; centrosome. Gene Ontology annotation, biological process: microtubule anchoring at centrosome; trans-Golgi to periciliary membrane compartment transport. The transcript has 3 exons. The record is from RefSeq and is a predicted model, not a curated record.
AUGUAUAACUUUUCAAUAGGAGGUAACAAAAAUGAUCCAUAUAACUUUUCAAUAGGAGGAAGUAGCUCGUCUGAACCAAAAAAAGGAUUUGGUCUGACUGGGUCCCUUUCAAAAAAUGGAGGUUUAACUGGAGGACUUUCGUCAGUAUUGACUACCUCCUAAACAAAAAAAGCAAGCUCCUCAUACACUUCUGGAUUUGGUGGUGGAUUUGGUGAAACAAAAUCUAUUUAAGAAGCUUCAAAAAGCACAUAGGCAGCAUCAUCUAAAUCUACUACUUCAAAAUAAACAGCAGCAGCAGCGGCUAAUACUACUACAACUACAAAAUAGCCAAAAACAUAAGCAUCAAAAAAAGGAGCAAAAACUAAAUUUGGAAAGGAAAUAAUUCCAAAGAGAUUUGGUCUUUUGUACGAUCCUCCAACAAUAACUCUUGAAUACUUAGACCCUAAUUCUGGAAACUUAUAUCAUCAUAAAAUGAAAUUAAAAAAGCUAUAAUAAGAUACAGAUGUGAAAGAUGCAAUUGAAUAUUUAAGAAUAAAGCAUGAAACUUAUUUAAAUGAUGAUUCAAUUACUGAUGAUCAAUUAAAAUCUUUAGUUUAACGUUUACAGAAGAGAAUGAGUAGUGGAAACAAGUCUAGCGCAAAAACAGCAAAGCCAUCUCAAGCAAAAGUAGAAAAACCUAAAGAACCACCAAAAAAAUCAAAUAGUUUAGCACCAUUAACAGGAAAUGACUUCAAAGGAGCCAGCUCUGGGAUAAGAGGGGCAAGCACAUCAUCAACAACUGCAUCUUCUUUAUUAACGGGCUCAAGUCAAAUCAGAUCGUAAAGUGCCUCUAAUUCGAAAACUGCAGCAGCUUCUUCUAGUAUAUAUGGAAGUAAGCCUAGCUACUUAAGAGGAGGAAAUGAUGACGACGAUGAUGAAGAUGAUUAUGAAAACGAAGAGGAAGUAUUUAAAUAUGCUUGGAGUAAAAAAGGAGCAGGAAGCAUUUAAACUAGUAAAAUGUCCUAAUAAUAAGAUGAAUAUGAUUACUAUAAAGACGAUGAAGAUGAAGAGGACUAAGAAGACCAAGAAGAAGACGAAGACGAAGAUGACUAUAAAAUUGACUAUAACAACUAUAACUUAAAUAAAUUAUCUAACGAAGAACUUUAAAAACAUAAAGACAGAAUGGAAGUUUUGUUUAAGAAAAAUAAUCUUAAACCUGGAGAUAAAGGGUUCUAGUAUAAUAUAGAAUAAGAUUUUAAUCCUGAUGAAAGUAACGAAUGGGAUGAAGAUAUAUGA